Molecule: messenger RNA, 543 nt
Organism: Penicillium pulvis
Lineage: Eukaryota; Fungi; Ascomycota; Eurotiomycetes; Eurotiales; Aspergillaceae
Exons: 1
Coding region: 1-543 (180 amino acids)
Molecular function (GO): protein binding
Source: RefSeq, a predicted model, not a curated record
AUGUCCAUCACCAGAGUCCCCACGGAACUUGUGAAUGAGAUUUGCAGCUAUCUCGAACUGUCGGACUGGUGCACACUUCGCAACUCUUGCAACUCACUCUACACGAAAUCAUGGGAGGAAUUUGUCGAACGAUAUUUCAAUAGCAUCUGCAUAUCCGUCAAGUGCGAUAGCCUACGUCGGUUAGAACGUCUCGCCGCAGAUGAGGACCUCCGAGUACGAGUUAAAGAGGUAUGGAUCAAACCAAACUUGUUCAAGGAACGAUAUCAGUUGAGCUUGGAAGCGUUUCGACGCACCGGACACCCAGAAGCAUGCCGAACACUGGGAGUGGACCUGGAGGAAUGUUAUACACAAUACCAGGCAAUAUCAGCAGAUUCUUCAGAUUACGGAGUCCAAAAUCUUCGCAAAUACCCUCACGAAUGUGACACACGCUUUGAGAACCUGAAACCUUUGUUUUGCGAUCUUCCUCCAAGGCCAGUCGGCACGGCCCAAAGAGUGGUCCAUUCACGGUUGGGCAAGAUCAUGUCCUGGCCUUCUCGGCAAUAA